ACUAGGCCUCAGACUAAGGAGUCAACUCCAAUGUUAAGUGUUUCUAUGAAAGAGUUUUCCCAAAUGACAUCCUUAUGCUAUAGCCCUUGCACCUCUGAGAUGGGAAAAGCCUGGGAGUAUUAUGGCAAGUUCAAAAAAGAGCAAAACAAUGAGGGGAAACAUUCGAGCCAAGGAAAAGAAAUCCAAACAGAAGUUGAAGUCAGAGCCUCUGAAUCCUGUAAAUACAGCCAAACCUCCAGCCCAAAGCCAGUCUUCAUUCCACAACAGGGACUCUCUGUAGUAAUGGAUCUCCAUAACAGUGAGAAUCAGAGAAGGAGCUUCACCAUGGAGUUGUUCCAAAGACAGUGCACUAAAAUCUAUUCACAAAAGAACUAUUCUGAGGGGAAGAAAUGUCAGAAAGCUUUCCAUUCUGGUUUGGACUCCAUUAAAACAUCUGAAAUUCAUGCUGAAGAGCAAUUUCAUGAAAAUGGGAAUUCUUUCCUCCUGAAUAACGAACUUACUGUACAGCAGGGAACUCAUAUAGGCAAAAGUUGCUCUGAAAUGAUUCUGUGUGAGAAGCCAUCCUGUCAGAAGGCAGAUCUGACUCAACAUUCCAGUAUUCAGAGUCAAAACAAAUCCUAUAAAUGCAGUGAAUGUGGAAAGGUCUUCCAGAAAAAAUCAAGGCUUAUAGAGCACUACAGAAUUCACACUGGAGAGAAACCUUUCAAAUGCAGUGACUGUGGAAGGGCCUUCCGGCAGAAAAUAAAUCUUACAGCACACUACAGAAUUCACACUGGAGAGAAACCUUUCAAAUGCAGUGACUGUGGAAAGGCCUUCCGGCAUAAAGUAAAUUUUACACAGCAUUACAGAACUCACACUGGAGAGCAACCUUUCAAAUGCAGUGAAUGUGGAAAGGUCUUCAAACGGAAAGUAAAUCUUACACAGCAUUACAGAAUUCACACUGGAGAGCAACCUUUCAAAUGCAGUGAAUGUGGAAAGGUCUUCCAGAAAAAAUCAAGGCUUAUAGAGCACUACAGAAUUCACACUGGAGAGAAACCUUUCAAAUGCAGUGACUGUGGAAGGGCCUUCCGGCAGAAAAUAAAUCUUACAGCACACUACAGAAUUCACACUGGAGAGCAACCUUUCAAAUGCAGUGAAUGUGGAAAGGUCUUCCAGAAAAAAUCAAGGCUUAUAGAGCACUACAGAAUUCACACUGGAGAGAAACCUUUCAAAUGCAGUGACUGUGGAAGGGCCUUCCGGCAGAAAAUAAAUCUUACAGCACACUACAGAAUUCACACUGGAGAGAAACCUUUCAAAUGCAGUGACUGUGGAAAGGCCUUCCGGCAUAAAGUAAAUUUUACACAGCAUUACAGAACUCACACUGGAGAGCAACCUUUCAAAUGCAGUGAAUGUGGAAAGGUCUUCAAACGGAAAGUAAAUCUUACACAGCAUUACAGAAUUCACACUGGAGAGCAACCUUUCAAAUGCAGUGAAUGUGGAAAGGUCUUCACACGGAAAGUAAAUCUUACACAGCAUUACAGAAUUCACACUGGAGAGAAACCUUUCAAAUGCAGCAACUGUGGAAAGGCCUUCCGACACAAAGUAAUUCUUACACACCACUACAGAAUUCACACUGGAGAGGACCCUUUUAAAUGCAGCGAUUGUGGGAAAGCCUUUUCUUGGCGUUCAACGCUAAAUCGACAUCAGAGAACUCACACUGGAGAGAGACCCUAUGGGUGUAGUGAAUGUGGGAAGACAUUCCAAUCAAACUCCCGCCUGACUCAGCACCAGAGAACUCACAUGGGAUUAAACCGUCAUUAGUGCAGUGUGUACGAGGAGAUGUUCUCUGAGAAGUCUAAUCUCACCAAUGAAAGCAGUAUACAUAUGGAGAGAAGCCAUAUGAAUGCUCUAAAUGUGGGAAAAUCUUUUGCCAGAAGUCAGAUUUUACAUAAUACUUCAGCAUUCACACUGGGAAAGGUUGGAGCAUUCCAGCCUUUCAAAUGCAGUGAUGGUGGGAAAGCCUUUUUCUGCUGCAUAAUGACACCAGAGAAUUCACACUGAAGAGAAACCCCCCCGAAUGCACCAAAGGUUGGAAAGCCUACAACCCAAAUUCAGGUCUUUUCUGACAUCAGAGAAUAGAUGCCAGAGAGAAAUCAUAGAAAUAUAAUUAAUGGGGGAAAGCAGUCCCUCUGAUCAAAGUACAUACUCAGUACUAUAGAAUUCAUGAUGGAGAAAAACCUCAUUACUUUAGUCACUGAUGGAAAAUACUCUACUGGGCUGAUCCAGAUUAAAAUAUAAUUUGAAAAUAUUUAAGAAAAUAAAUUCACAAAAAACAUAAAAGAUGUUAGUCUCAUGGUUGUCUAAUUCAAUAUAGAGGAUGGCACCAUGGUUCUUAGAAAGUUGAUAUUUUGCUUCUUCAUUUUCCUUGCUGAGAUCAUCUUGUUUUAGUUCAUCUUUGUCCAGAAGGAAGGGGCUCUUGUUUGUUGGGCUUCCAUAUAAUUAUGGGCUCCCAUAAAGUCAUGGACUUAGAUGUUGAAGGAAGUCCUUGGAGUCUAACCCUCUCAUUCUGCAGAUGAGAAAACCAGGUCAGAUCAGGUAAAUGACCUUCUCAGGCUCACACGAGAACCGCUUUUAAAGUCCAGUUAAGUUUUGUGCAGAGCAUUAGAAGUCAAGUA
Messenger RNA from Antechinus flavipes (yellow-footed antechinus), 2654 nucleotides. Its product is annotated as gastrula zinc finger protein XlCGF26.1-like. The record is from RefSeq and is a predicted model, not a curated record. Gene Ontology annotation, molecular function: RNA polymerase II cis-regulatory region sequence-specific DNA binding; DNA-binding transcription factor activity, RNA polymerase II-specific. The coding region runs from base 31 to 1800 and encodes 589 amino acids. The transcript has a single exon. Gene Ontology annotation, biological process: regulation of transcription by RNA polymerase II. Lineage: Eukaryota; Metazoa; Chordata; Mammalia; Dasyuromorphia; Dasyuridae.